AUGCCCAAUCACCUCGUCCUCGAGGUCCGCCCCUCCCGCUCCACGAGGGGCCGCGACACCUACAGCAGCUCUAGCACACUUCGCCACCAAGCACGCGCCAGAACCCUGCCAUGCCGUCCGCCACACAGACACGCAGUAACGCCCCAACAUCUGCUGCGCAAGUCCUUCCCCACAGCGGAGGAGUUCUCCAGCCCCACGCGGCCGGAGUCGCGCCGACUUCACGGUCACCCGCCCGGCGCUGUCGCCGCGCCCCUCCCCAGCCGCACUCCCGCCCGCGCGCCUCCGCGUCGUCGGGUCUGUCUCCAGCAAUCAAAUAAGGUCGGCUGAGCCCCCACGGGUGACCAACGAGCUCUCGCUGCACCCGGGGAAGGCCUUGGCCCCACGCUCUGGGGCUGCCAACAGCUGCGUGAAUUCUCCAGCGGGGGCGUCCUUUUCUUCCUCUCCAGCCGGCGGUGGUUGGGUCGUCCGCAGCCGCAACUACUAUGGCCUCUUCCUCUCCAUGUGAUCCCCUACCCAGCCGCGCGCUUUAGGGACAGCUUCCAGCCUUUUAGUCUCUCCCUUAUGAAAAGAAUUGUGGAGGGGCAACGCUUCCUCGUGGGGGUCUGCCCAGCCCCACCUCGGUCGCCCACCGCUCUCUCUCCCCGGUUGGCCCACAGCCCUUCCAAGCCGGUUCCUCCGGGUGGAGCGUGCUUGCCCUGGGCUAACUGGCCGCGAGAUGCUGUCCCCGCAGACCCGUCUAGCCCCAGUGUCCCUUCACCUUCUCCGCAGCCUCUCCUGCUUGGUGAAUCGCGUGGCGGAACCCGAGGCUAGGACCUCCGCGCCCAGGAUUUUACUCGGACUCCAGCACGUGGUGGAGCGGGGGGGUGGCGGCCAGAGUACAGGCUGCGGGAGUCUCGGUGGCACUGGAGAGGGUCGUUUCGGGGCCCACGGCUACCUUCGCUGAGGGCGAGUCCUGCGGCCUGAGCCCGCUGACCCCGGCUGGAGGCCCGCACGCCAUCCCUCCUCCCACGGCCUCAGCCCGGGCGCGCAGACUCACACCCCUUCCCGGGGAAGCAAAUGGUCCCUUCCAGGCGGGUGGCCAUGUUGCUCUAAUAAAGCGGGAGGGGCGGCGGCGUGGGGGGAGCAGAUGCCGCUGGCUUCGAGCGGGAGCCGGGUGCUGGCAGAGCGCAGCCGCGAGGGAGGCGCGGGGGAGGCGAGCCGGAGCCCGAGCCCGAGCGGGAGCAGCAGCCAGUGUUGGCGGAGAGCACCCGGGCGCAGCUGGAGUCGGAGCCGCAGCCGCGAUGGCCGUGGCCGUGGGGAGACCGUCUAAUGAAGAGCUUCGAAACUUGUCCCUUUCUGGCCAUGUUGGAUUUGACAGUCUCCCUGACCAGCUGGUCAACAAGUCUACUUCUCAAGGAUUCUGUUUCAACAUCCUCUGUGUUGGUGAGACCGGCAUUGGCAAAUCCACGUUAAUGGACACUUUAUUCAACACCAAAUUUGAAAGUGACCCAGCUACUCACAAUGAACCAGGUGUCCGGUUAAAAGCCAGAAGUUAUGAGCUUCAGGAAAGCAAUGUACGGCUGAAGUUAACCAUCGUUGACACUGUGGGAUUUGGAGACCAGAUAAACAAAGAUGACAGCUAUAAGCCAAUAGUGGAAUAUAUUGAUGCUCAAUUUGAAGCCUACUUACAAGAGGAAUUGAAGAUCAAACGUUCUCUCUUCAACUACCACGACACCAGGAUCCACGCAUGCCUCUACUUCAUUGCCCCUACUGGCCAUUCACUGAAGUCUCUGGACCUAGUCACCAUGAAAAAGCUGGACAGCAAGGUGAACAUCAUUCCAAUAAUUGCAAAAGCUGACACGAUUGCCAAAAAUGAAUUGCACAAAUUCAAGAGUAAGAUCAUGAGUGAACUAGUCAGCAAUGGAGUCCAGAUAUAUCAGUUCCCCACAGAUGAAGAAACGGUGGCAGAGAUUAAUGCAACAAUGAGUGUCCAUCUCCCGUUUGCUGUGGUCGGCAGCACUGAAGAAGUGAAGAUCGGCAACAAGAUGGCGAAGGCCAGGCAGUACCCCUGGGGUGUGGUGCAGGUUGAGAAUGAAAACCACUGUGAUUUUGUGAAACUUCGGGAGAUGCUGAUCCGCGUGAACAUGGAAGAUUUGCGAGAACAGACUCACACCCGCCAUUAUGAACUGUAUCGGCGCUGUAAGCUUGAGGAGAUGGGGUUCAAGGACACUGACCCUGACAGCAAGCCCUUCAGUCUUCAGGAGACGUACGAAGCAAAAAGAAAUGAAUUUCUGGGAGAACUUCAGAAGAAAGAAGAAGAAAUGAGGCAAAUGUUUGUUAUGAGAGUGAAGGAGAAAGAAGCUGAACUCAAAGAGGCAGAGAAAGAGCUCCAUGAGAAGUUUGACCUCCUAAAGCGGACACACCAAGAAGAGAAGAAGAAAGUGGAAGACAAGAAGAAGGAGCUGGAGGAGGAGGUGAACAACUUCCAGAAGAAGAAGGCAGCGGCUCAGCUCCUGCAGUCCCAGGCACAGCAGUCUGGGGCCCAGCAAACCAAGAAAGACAAGGAUAAGAAAAAUGCAAGCUUCACAUAAAGCCUGGCAAGCCAAGGAUGGUCCCGCAUUCACCUGCUUUUGCAGUAAUAUUGUAUCUCUGCCAUCUGUGUCCUUUUGUUUUAUUUUAUUUUUUUACCCUUCCCCAGACACCAAUAACUAUUAACUCAUUUUGCUGAAUGUUGUUGGGUAGUGGAAAAUGAUAGAACAAGAGAAUAAUACCAAAAGCUCUGUGCAGCUGGACUUUGUUUCUGGAAAGUAAAUGAUUUGCCUUUUAUGCCUGUUCAGAGCGGCAGCAGGAAGCAUGCCUGUUGCUUGUAUGUUGCUUUGGACCGAGGGACGGAGGGUCAAUGGCUCCAUGUACGUCUGUCAGGAGAACUUCUCAUCGUCUCAGCAGCUGAACCAUAACCCUGAAUAGCCAUGACAACAACUUGGCUUUUCUUGAUUUCUCAUCUCCAUGGUGGCAGAAGCCCUGAACUCACUCUGCCUCUUCUCCACACGUGCCCCAACCAGGGUAGCUUUGUAUGUAGGUAGAACGGUGGGUCAGCUUUUUAGGACCUAUGCAUUUGCAUGGAUAUUCAUUAUUAUAAUUUUAUUUGACCCAUGUUGUGGGUCUCUUCACACUGCCCCCUCAUACGGCUUUCAAAAUAUGUCUGAACCCCUAUCUCUCAAAUCCUGGACAAGUUGGACUGUAAUGAGAGAACUGCUGAUGGUCUCUUUUAUCAGCACAACCUGAUCCUCUCACAGUUAGUGAUCUCCAAGGUCAGGUCGUAUAACAUUGCCUAGUAGAAGAAUCCUCUACUAAGGAUGAUGGGUUUCCCACAACCUCCCUUCCACUUACAAUGAGCACUCUUUCAUGCUCUCCGUGGUCAAUGACCGAUUCUAGGAUAUCCGUACUUCUAAUAAUACUUUUCAAUCAUGAGGAGAAAAUUUUCAGAAAUGCUUCAAAUAGAAAAUUUGUUAUAAACUGUAUAUCAUCUGCAGCACAAAUUAUAAGGGGAUCUCAUCAACUUAAGGUAGAAAUGGGAAGGGGGGCACGCCUGGGUGGCUCAGUCAGUCAAGCAUCCAACUUUGGCUCAGGUCACAGUCUCACGGUUCAUGAGUUCAAGCCCCGCAUCGGGCUCUCUGCUGUCACCACAGUCUGCUUCAGAUCCUCUCUCUGCCCCUCCCCCUGUUUACACACACACUCUCUUUCUUCCUUUCUCAAAAAUAAAAAAAUAAAACAUUAAGAAGGAAAUGGGAAGGAACUUGACACAAAGCCAUGAGUGAAGAAGGUAGAAAUUCAACUGCACAUCUAGCUUCUGUGCAUGGUCUCCUUUCUAUAUUUGGCGAUAACGGGAAGGAGAACUAGAGCAGCUGGUCUUUCAUAUCCAGUUGUCUUGAAGGAGUUUCUUCAUUUUGUCCUCACCAUGACUAGCUCAACCUGCUCUCUCUGUCCCAGCCCAUCACCCUGUCAUUGAGAAUCAGGGCCAACCCACAGGCCACGACACAGACCACGGAAAGGGGCAUAUUGACUCUCCUUUCGGUUCUGUUCCUUUGUGAGGCUUAUCCCUUCAUCUUCUUGAUUUUUUUUUUCCCCCUCCAUUAACAAGAUCUUCCCAACUUCUAACUCAAUAGUCUCCUGUUCCUUACUUAAAAGAGUAUUCUUUCUCACGAACCUGAUGCUCCAGCUCUGUGCUUCCUCCCAGCCUUCACUGGUCAGACAUUAGGUAAAUAGGAUAGAAGACACUGUACCUUCCCUGACACACACAUGCAAUCCACCACCCCCCCUCUUUUUUUAAAUAAGUCUCUAGUUGAUUCCAAAAAAGUUUCUUUUUUUUCCUUCUCUUCAUUCUCAAUCAUACUUUUAGGGGAAAGAAGUUAUGGUCUUCCAUGAACUGAGUUAGGCUUAAGUAGGCAAAGUAAAAGUUCAGUUUCACUGGAGCCCAAACUAAGCUGGGCUAGAAACUGCAAACUAGAAUCAGCAAUGGUGGUAUAAAGACUGAUUUAGGAGGUACUGGACUAAUGUUUUUGUUUUGUUUUCUUGAAUGAUUCUAGUCCAAAGCUAGUUGUGGAGCAGCCAAAUACUAGAUGGCAUGCCGAUUCUAACCAUGGCUAAAUUUGCUCAUGUGCUGUGCACCAGACAAAAGCUUGAAUACUUGUGUUGUAUGCUUGUUCCAACCGCUGCUUGUGUGAGCAUUUUUGUGCCUUGUAACAGAAAAUAUACAUGUAAAUUCCAAAAAUGGUCAUUUUUAAAUUACCAUUUUUAAUGCAUCACUGAAACCUUUUCAAAAGUGAGCCUCGCUGUGAAAGGCAUCCAUCCAGCUGACUUUUUGAUUCCAAGAUUGUUGAUUUUUUUUUUCCUCCCAUGAAAAUUUUCAUGACAAAAUGAAUCAUACGGAGAGUCAGGGAAUAAAAAGUCAAAAGAAAGUUCUAGAAGCUUUUUUUUUUUUAACAUGUUGCUUCUGAACUCUUUUCUACUCCUGCUCCCCCGCCCUGUUUGGUUUGUUAUUGCUGCCCUUCUCUUCUUUCUGUAUCUGUGCCUUUUUUCACAGUAGUCCUUGGCUCUGCACGGAAUAAAUGAUACCCUCAAAUCUAAUUGGAUGUGCUUUCGCCUUUGCAUGUAAGUACAGUAGUAAGAAAACUUUGAGAUCUUUUGGACUUUUUUAAAAUUAGAGAAACAAACGGGAUAGGUGAAUUUUUUUUUUUUUUCCUUUUUUGGAGGGAGGUAUAGGGAGGUAAUGGUUUGAGUAGCCUUUGCUUACAAAAAAAAAAAAAACUAUAUAUUUAAAAUAACCACAUUUGUACCUUUUCCACAAGAAAUAUAAAUUCAGUUUUUUCUUGAAACCAGUAUGGAGGUCAGAAAUUAUUGUUCCCAGCUGUGUUCUACACAGCAUUGUGGGCAUCGCUGGAGAUUAGAGGGUCCUUGGUUCUGACUAUGUAAGUAAAGGUAGAAUAAGAAACUACCACCUUCGAUUGGAGAAAAAAAAUCAAGAGGAAAAUGUUUUUUAUGCUAAGCUGCUUUUAUGACUGCUUAAUUUUUUUGACGAUCUUGGUUUAAUGGUCUUUCCCUCAUGCUAACUGCUAGCAGUGAACACAACUGUUGUUUUGUUUUUUUGCCAGAUCUAGCUGGCCUCUCCCCAAAUCUUUUGUUCAACCAUAAUGACCAUUGCUUCUGGACUUUAGAUACUCGUAACAGUUGUACAUGCAGUAGAAUGUGAUGGAGAAGCAUUUUGGGAAUUUAUUAGCAGUUAGAGACUAUGUUUUCCCAACCUAGGCUCCUUCUUAACUGGUCAAAGUUUUGUCCAGAAAGGGCAUCUCAACCAGGGGAACAUUUAAUGUCACACUGAGCACAGGUUCUUUAUUACCUUCCUUCUCUGCUUUGGAAUCUCACCAGCAAUAACACUUAGUCUUCAUAUCUUGUGCACCUCAAACAAAUGGACUGGGUUUCUUCACUUUCUUGACAUAUCCAUUAGUGUGUCACAUAUAGACUGUUGAAUCUUGGUUUCAGCUGUUAUCAACCCAUGUCAUACUGUCUCUGUGUGGUCCUUCCAAACCGUCCUUUCAGAUCCCUUUGCUUUGCCAUUUGCAAGUGUCUGAAAUCGUCAAGUCUCAGCUUCCAGAAGUCUUGGUUCCAUUGACAGGAUACAUAUGUGAUGACUCUUUAGUGGAAAUUAUGACCUACAAAGUCUAGAUUGUAUGUAGGUAUGAAGGGAAUUUUUUAAAUAAAUUGAAAAGCUGUGAACAGCA
Prionailurus viverrinus (fishing cat) is the source of this 6257-nucleotide messenger RNA. RefSeq names its product septin 11 (gene SEPTIN11). The record is from RefSeq and is a predicted model, not a curated record. The transcript is spliced from 10 exons. Gene Ontology annotation, biological process: cytoskeleton-dependent cytokinesis. The coding region runs from base 1281 to 2570 and encodes 429 amino acids. Gene Ontology annotation, cellular component: cell division site; microtubule cytoskeleton; septin ring. Gene Ontology annotation, molecular function: GTP binding; GTPase activity; molecular adaptor activity. NCBI's taxonomy places the organism in Eukaryota, Metazoa, Chordata, Mammalia, Carnivora, Felidae.